AUGACAAAUUUAGGCUCUCAAUUAGUUUUAUCAUGUCGCAGUUCAUUACCAAGUCAGAUUGAUGCAUCUCAAUCCAGACCAUAUAAGCUACAGUUUGAGGGAAAGUUACCUAGCACACUCUUCACAGGGAACAAGCUAGAAGCUGAGGGGCUUUCACCUGUUACAAUACAAUUAGUUGAUGCAGUUUCCGGACAUCGAAUUACAAAUGAUCCUUUGGCAUCGAAAAAGGUUGAGAUUGUGGUUCUUCAUGGCCAUUUUAAGAGCGAGCAACUAGAGGAAUGGACAAAAAAGGAGUUCUGUAGUCAUAUGGUGUCUGAGAGAUAUAAUAAGAGACCAUUGUUGGUUGGAGAACGUAUUAUAACUUUGCGAAAUGGGAUUGGCUCUGUUGGUGAUGUUUACUUCACGGAUAACUCCAGUUGGGGGAGAACCAAGAUGUUUAGAUUGGGGGCUCGAGUAGUACUAGCCCCAGAAGAUCAAGUGAGGGAAGCAGUAAGUAGUCCUUUUCAAGUGAAAGAUCGUCGUGGAGAAACCUAUAAGAAGCAUAAUGUUCCAUCUCUAGAAGAUGAAGUUUGGCGCUUGUGCGGGAUAGCAAAAGAUGGUAAGAUCUGUAGAAGAUUGAAAGAACGUCAAAUUUACAAAGUGGAGGACUUUGUCAGACAAUAUCACAAUGAUGAAUCUUUACUCCGUCAAAUUGUCAAGGUCUCACCACGAAAGUGGAAGGCAAUUGUUCAACAAGCUACUACAUGCUAUUCAGACCAACCAAGCUCAAAUCUGAGUAACUUGGCACAAAAUAACAUCCCUAUUGACAGUACUAUCAACCCAAAUACUAUUCCAUGCUUUGAUAUGCAGCAACAUUCGCAUUAUGUGCCUCCAGCUUUUCAAGCUGAACAAGCUGAAAUGUCAGAAUUCCAUCCAGGGGAGCAUAGCCAUCAGCUGAAUCAAUCCACAGCUUUAGACGAAUCCUUGCUCGAGGAUUUAACUCUAGAUUAUUGCUCUAUGCCAUCAUCUUCUGUCACUCGGUUCAGUGAUAGUCACACCUCACCUUGGUUUCCUGCUCAAUCAGCAGGGGAAGACAGCGAGUGUAUUUUUAUGAAUUCUAGCAUGUCCUCAACCCCUGGUGCGGGUGUUAAUGCGCCGGUAAAUCCAGACAGUGAGACUGGAUAA
Molecule: messenger RNA, 1164 nt
Organism: Beta vulgaris subsp. vulgaris (sugar beet)
Lineage: Eukaryota; Viridiplantae; Streptophyta; Magnoliopsida; Caryophyllales; Amaranthaceae
Product: calmodulin-binding protein 60 B-like
Exons: 4
Coding region: 1-1164 (387 amino acids)
Biological process (GO): regulation of salicylic acid biosynthetic process
Cellular component (GO): nucleus
Molecular function (GO): sequence-specific DNA binding; calmodulin binding; DNA-binding transcription factor activity
Source: RefSeq, a predicted model, not a curated record